Molecule: messenger RNA, 603 nt
Organism: Abrus precatorius (Indian licorice)
Lineage: Eukaryota; Viridiplantae; Streptophyta; Magnoliopsida; Fabales; Fabaceae
Product: miraculin-like
Exons: 1
Coding region: 1-603 (200 amino acids)
Molecular function (GO): endopeptidase inhibitor activity
Source: RefSeq, a predicted model, not a curated record
AUGAAGAUCACACUGCUUUCAUUGGUCCUUCUAGUUGCCUUAGGCACAAAGCCACUGCUUGGUGCAGCUGUUGCAUCAAAUGAGCUAGUUCUUGACACAUCUGGGAAGAAGCUCCGUUCAGGUACCAAUUACUACAUUAUUCCAGCUUCACCUAAUGUGGGUGGCAUUGACCUUGCAAGCACAGGUAAAGAUUGUCCUCUUGAUGUUGUAGCUGUGGAUGGUUACCAAGGCCUUCCUUUGAUAUUUAUACCAUAUAUUAACACCAAGAAAGGUAUUAUUCGUGUAUCCACUGAUCUCAAAAUUUAUUUCCCUUCUCGAACAUCUUGUCCACAGAAUUCAGUUUGGAGGCUUAAGGACUAUGAUUAUUCAACUGGGCAGUGGUUUGUGACCACUAGUGGUGACUGGGGCAACCCGGGUAGGAAAACCAUUAAGAAUUGGUUCAAGAUUGAGAUUUAUGAGGAUGCUUAUAGGCUCGUUUAUUGUCCAAAUGUGUGCUAUGAUUGUAGACGCCAAUGUAGUGAUAUAGGAAUAUACCAGGAUCAAUAUGGCAAGCGUCUAGCUUUGAGUGACGUGCCAUACAAAGUUCAGUUCCAGAUAGCUUGA